CGGCGCGGGGCAGGCCGGGAUGGAGGAGGAAGAGCUGGACUUGGCCUGCGAGCUGGAGGCGGCUUUGCAGCUGGCGCCGGAGGUGCAGCUGGCCAUCGAGCAGGUUUUCCCUAGUCAAGAUCCUCUUGACAGAGCUGAUUUUAAUGCUGUGGAAUAUAUUAAUACGCUCUUCCCGACAGAACAAUCUUUGGCGAACAUUGAUGAUGUGGUGAAUAAAAUCAAGCUGAAAAUAAGGCGCUUGGACGAUAACAUCCGGACCGUGGUGAGAGGGCAGACCAACGUGGGACAAGAUGGCCGGCAGGCUCUCGAGGAGGCCCAGAAAGCCAUUCAGCAGCUCUUUGGUAAGAUUAAGGACAUCAAGGAUAAAGCUGAAAAAUCCGAGCAGAUGGUUAAAGAAAUUACCCGUGAUAUCAAGCAGUUGGAUCACGCCAAGCGCCACUUGACCACCUCCAUUACGACGCUGAACCAUCUCCACAUGCUGGCUGGCGGGGUGGAUUCCCUUGAGGCCAUGACCCGGAGGAGGCAGUAUGGAGAGGUGGCCAAUCUCCUCCAAGGCGUUGUGAACGUGCUGGAGCACUUCAGCAAGUACACAGGGAUCCCGCAGAUCCGGCAGCUUUCUGAAAGGGUGAAGGCAGCCCAGAACGAGUUGGGGCAGCAGAUCCUGGCGGACUUUGAAGAAGCUUUUCCAUCUCAAAACACGAAGAGGGCUGGAGGACCCAGCAACGUCCUGCGGGAUGCAUGUCUGGUUGCCAAUGUAUUGGAUCCCAGGAUCAAGCAGGAGAUCAUCAAGAAGUUUAUCAAGCAGCACCUCUCUGAAUACCUUUUGCUCUUCCAGGAGAACCAAGAUGUUGCCUGGCUGGAUAAAAUAGACAGGCGCUACGCUUGGAUAAAACGCCAGCUGGUGGACUACGAGGAGAAGUACGGCCGCAUGUUCCCUCUGGAGUGGUGCAUGACGGAACGGAUCGCUGUGGACUUCUGUCACAUUACAAGGACGGAGUUGGCAAAGAUCAUGCGCACAAGAGCCAAGGAGAUAGAGGUGAAGCUGCUUCUGUUUGCCAUCCAGAGGACCACCAAUUUUGAGGGGCUGCUGGCCAAGCGCUUCUCGGGCAGCACCUUGUCUGACGUGGUGGUGAAGAAGGUGGAACCACCACCCUCCACCAACCCCUUCCUGGAGGAUGAAACUACGCCGGAGAUGGAAGAAGCCCCGAUGGAAAAGAGUGACAUUGAGAAACCCAAGAGGCCAAAGGUCCCGGAUAAUCCGUUCCACGGCAUCAUUUCCAAGUGCUUCGAGCCCCACCUUUAUGUCUACAUCGAAUCCCAAGACAAAAACCUCAGCGAGCUGAUCGACAGAUUUGUGGGCGAUUUCAAGGCCCAGGGGCCCCCCAAGCCGAAUGUGGACGAGGGCGGUGCUGUGCUGCCCAGCUGUGCCGACCUCUUUGUGUAUUACAAGAAGUGCAUGGUUCAGUGUUCGCAGCUGAGCACCGGGGAGCCAAUGAUUGCCUUGACCACCAUCUUCCAGAAGUACCUCCGGGAGUAUGCUCGGAAGAUCCUUUCGGGGAACUUGCCCAAGAUGACCAGCGGCGGCGGUGGGCUGACCAUCACCAGCCUUCUGAAAGAGAAGGAGGGCUCUGAAGUGGCCAAGUUCACCCUGGAAGAGCUCUGUCUGAUCUGCAGCAUCCUGAGCACUGCUGAAUAUUGCUUGGCCACAACCCAGCAGCUGGAAGAAAAGCUCAAAGAGAAAGUGGACAUCAGCCUGAUGGAAAGGAUCAACCUGAUGGGGGAAAUGGACACUUUCAGCUUGGUGAUCUCCAACAGCAUCCAACUUCUGGUGCAGGACUUGGAUGCGGCCUGCGAUCCAGCUCUCACAGCCAUGAGCAAGAUGCAGUGGCAGAACGUGGAGCACGUGGGUGACCAGAGCCCAUACGUCACCUCCGUGAUCCUGCACAUCAAGCAGAAUGUCCCCAUCAUCCGAGACAACCUGGCCUCCACUCGCAAGUACUUCACACAGUUCUGCAUCAAAUUUGCCAACGUUUUUAUUCCCAAGUUCAUCAACCACCUCUUCAAGUGCAAGCCAAUCAGCAUGGUGGGGGCGGAACAGCUGCUGCUGGACACCCACUCUCUGAAGAUGGUCCUUCUCGACCUGCCGUCCAUCGGGUCCCAGGUGGUGAGGAAGGCCCCCGCCAGCUACACCAAGAUCGUGGUGAAGGGCAUGACCCGUGCUGAAAUGAUCCUCAAGGUUGUGAUGGCACCACACGAGCCCCUGUUGGUGUUUGUGGACAACUACAUCAAACUCUUGGCUGACUUCAGCACAGACACCUUUCAGAAGAUCCUGGAUAUGAAGGGUCUCAAGCGGAGUGAGCAGAGCAGCAUGCUGGAUCUCUUCCGCCAGAGGCUCCCCACCCCUCCCUCCGGAGGGGAGAGCACAGCCUCCAUCUCGCUGGCAGCCCCCACGCCCGAACAGGAGUCUUCCCGCAUCCGCAAGCUGGAGAAGCUCAUCAAGAAGAGGCUCUGAAGACGGC
Messenger RNA from Euleptes europaea (tarantolino), 2519 nucleotides. It is a transcript of the gene VPS53, whose product is annotated as VPS53 subunit of GARP complex. Gene Ontology annotation, cellular component: GARP complex. Lineage: Eukaryota; Metazoa; Chordata; Lepidosauria; Squamata; Sphaerodactylidae. Gene Ontology annotation, biological process: retrograde transport, endosome to Golgi. The coding region runs from base 20 to 2512 and encodes 830 amino acids. The record is from RefSeq and is a predicted model, not a curated record. The transcript is spliced from 22 exons.